UUUCUUCUCACCAUGCCUGAUCCUGCGAAGUCCGCUCCCGCUCCGAAGAAGGGCUCCAAGAAGGCCGUGACCAAGGCGCAGAAGAAGGACGGCAAGAAGCGCAAGCGCAGCCGCAAGGAGAGCUACUCGGUGUACGUGUACAAGGUGCUGAAGCAAGUGUACGCCGACAAUGGCAUCUCCUCCAAGGCCAUGGGCAUCAUGAACUCCUUCGUCAACGACAUCUUCGAGCGCAUCGGGAGCGAGGCGCGCCUGGCGCAUUACAACAAGCGCUCGACCAUCACGUCCCGGGAGAUCCAGACGGCCGUGCGCCUGCUGCUGCCCGGGGAGCUGGCCAAGCACGCCGUUUCCGAAGGCACCAAGGCUGUCACCAAAUACACCAGCUCCAAGUGAGCGCUCUAGGCUGACACCGAAUCCAAAGGCUCUUUUCAGAGCUACGCACGUUUUAAAGAGAGCUGCUGCAUGUCUACUACCAACUUUAAUCCUUAA
This is a messenger RNA of Grammomys surdaster, 486 nucleotides long. Its product is annotated as histone H2B type 1-F/J/L-like. Gene Ontology annotation, molecular function: structural constituent of chromatin; protein heterodimerization activity; DNA binding. Lineage: Eukaryota; Metazoa; Chordata; Mammalia; Rodentia; Muridae. The coding region runs from base 13 to 390 and encodes 125 amino acids. The record is from RefSeq and is a predicted model, not a curated record. Gene Ontology annotation, cellular component: nucleosome. The transcript has a single exon.